Messenger RNA from Salvia splendens (bonfire salvia), 844 nucleotides. Its product is annotated as LOB domain-containing protein 21-like. The record is from RefSeq and is a predicted model, not a curated record. The transcript is spliced from 2 exons. Bases 82 to 477 code for a protein of 131 amino acids. Lineage: Eukaryota; Viridiplantae; Streptophyta; Magnoliopsida; Lamiales; Lamiaceae.
UAAAAAAAACAAUCUUUUACAUUAGGGUGAGGUGAGUCUAUAAAUUGAUAUAUACCCAACAACAUUUGAUACAUAGUUGAGAUGAAGAGCCAGGAGCCUCGGUCUAGCUCUUCGUGCGCGGCGUGCAAGUUCUUGAAGAGGAGAUGCACCCCGAACUGCCAGUUCGCGCCCUACUUCCGGUCGGACGAGCCCAAAAAGUUCGCCAAGGUGCACAAGGUGUUCGGGGCGAGCAACGUGAGCAAGAUCCUGAACGAGGUCCCAGAGGAGCACCGGGAGGACGCGGUCAACUCGCUCGUGUUCGAGGCUGAGGUGCGCCUACAAGACCCGGUCUACGGGUGCAUUGGCGCCAUCGCAUCUCUGCAGCACAAGAUGGUCGAGCUGCAGCACGACCUCUUCCUCGCACGAAGCCGCCUCGCGUGCUUCCUCGACCACCCCACACUCCCCUUGGAUCAUUUUGCCCCAUUCCACUACCCUUGACUAGAUCUCUCUCAUCAAAUAUUUAUGUGUGAUCAUGAUGUUUAACUGAGAAAAUUUGAGUGAGCUAUCGUUUUCAUUGAUACGGACAUGUGAAAACAUCUAGCUAGCUACGAGGUAUUAAAUUUCAUCGAUUGUGUUUCAAUCAUGUUAGAUGCAAAGUGGCUUGUGUUUUGCUUCAUUUUUUUGUGUGGUUGGUUAAUUAGUUUAAUUUUACCAGGCGAUGAAGCGCGGUUGAUUAAUUGGUAAGACGCUUCCCCUCCAAUCAAUAGAUCGGGGUUCGAGCCAUCUAGUGUGUUCUAUGUGUUGUAACUCGAGAAUUAGUUUUUAUUUUUUUUCCAUGUGGAUAAUAAAGUUAGAUUUCUCUCUA